Theobroma cacao (cacao) is the source of this 5970-nucleotide messenger RNA. The record is from RefSeq and is a predicted model, not a curated record. NCBI's taxonomy places the organism in Eukaryota, Viridiplantae, Streptophyta, Magnoliopsida, Malvales, Malvaceae.
AAUACGCGUCAACGAGCAAGGAUCAUGGAAGAAGAACAAAGAGAGCGAAUGGACAGAAUGGAAAGAGCUCAGGAAGAAAUGAGAGAACAGUUAGCAAAGAUGAUGGAAUUAAUGAUGAGUCUCAGUAAAGGAAAAAGAGCGAUCGAAGAGCCAGCUCCGUCAGAAAACCCACCAGCACAAGACAGUGGAAACCAAAGGGAAGAUCCACCCUAUCCCCCAGGGUUCACUCCACCACAUGCCCAAACCUCUCAAAGGGUCCACCCUCAAGUGAUCCCACCCGUCUAUUACAAUGCACCACCCCCGCUAGGCCAUCAACCGAUUCAGGGGCAAUUUGGGCCAUAUUCUGGGAUAAAUCCUGCUGAACCAAUAAAUGUCCCAGAUUUAGACGAUCCGAAGGAGCAAGAAAAACUAAGAAAGGACUCGUCACAAACAGGGGAAAAUGAAAAAGACCAGAAAAAGUAUGAUCUGUUGGAAGAACGUCUUCGUGCUAUCGAGGGAGUUGAUAGGUUUGGUACCAUGGACGCAACCGAGCUAUGCUUAGUGCCGGAUGUAUUGAUCCCUGCCAAGUUCAAGGUUCCGGAAUUUGAAAAAUAUGACGGAACAAAAUGUCCCAUGGCACAUAUUACCAUGUAUUGUCGGAAGAUGGCUGCACAGUCUCACGAUGAUAAGUUACUGAUCCAUUUUUUCCAAGACAGCUUGACUGGGUCAGCUGCUCGGUGGUACGUACAGCUAGAUCGAAACCGUAUUAAGACUUGGAAAGACUUAGCAAGAGCCUUCAUAGCCCAAUACAAGCAUGUGGCUGAAUUAGCCCCUGAUCGGUUGUCAUUACAAACUAUGGAGAAGAAGCAAAGCGAGAACUUCAAGGAAUAUGCCCAAAGGUGGAGAGAUACAGCAGCGCAAGUUCAGCCACCUCUCACUGAUAAGGAGAUGACUGUUUUGUUCAUAAAUACCCUCCGAGCUCCAUUCUAUGAGCGCUUGAUCGGCAAUGCCACGAAAAACUUUGCAGAUUUGGUCUUAUCGGGAGAAAUAAUAGAAGGAGCUAUCAAAAGCGGAAAAAUUGAAGGGCAUGAAGUUGCCAGCUCAAAGAAAGGGAGUACGCCCAAGAAGAAAGAAGGGGAUGUGCAAGCAGUCGCUCACGACAGCCAACAAGCCCACAACUUUAACCCAUAUUACCCGUACCCUCCAUACCAACCCUUCUAUCCGCACAUAGGCAACAUCACACAAAACCCAUAUGUGUACCAACCCGUCCCGCAACCAACAUUUCAAACCAAUGUUCUUCCACAAACUCCACCACCAAGACCGGUAGCUUCAACCAAUAAUCCUGGCCAUGGUCAAAGAGGACCUAAAACUACCCCAGAAAGACCAAAGUUUGAUCCUAUUCCAGUCCCUUACACUACAUUGCUGCCACAACUCAUAGAAAAUCGACUCCUUGCUCGAACCCCUUUAGAACCACUCCGACCACCUUUCCCGAAAUGGUAUGAUCCGAAUGCGCAUUGUGAUUACCAUUUUAAAAUUGAAGGGCACUCCACCGAGAAUUGCACUACUUUAAAACAUAAAGUUCAAGCGCUCAUUAAGGCAGGGCUUUUAAAUUUUGCCAAAAAAGACAGUUCGAGUGUUGAUGGGAACCCGUUACCUAAUCAUGGAAGACCGACUGUGAAUGCCAUACAUGAAGGGAUGAUUCGAAGGGUGAAAAAGGGUAUUGAUGAGAUUCAAACGCCGAUGGAUAAAGUGUUUGAGGCGUUGUCCAAGAUAAAUGCCAUCACUCCAGAACCCAUCGACAUAAAGGAAUUGGGGCAUGAUCUCGCUCGCUCUUGCAAAUUUCAUAUGGGGGCAAUUGAGCAUUCCAUUCAAAAUUGUGAUAGCUUUCGUCGUAAGUUGCAAGAAUUGAUGGAUUCAUCGGUAAUUGAGUUUUAUGAAGAAGCUGAAGAGAAUUUGGUCGGAACCAUAAAUGGAGACACCCCAGCUGAAGUGGCAUCAAGUUCAUUCGGGGGGAACAAACCUAAACCUCUCACUAUCUUCUACGAAGAAAAUAGAAGCCCGAUGAAUGAUACAUCCCCAACUAUGAUCAGAAGUGGUAUUACCAUCGAAGUCCCCAGCCCAUUCCCUUACAAGAGCGAUAAGGCUGUCCCAUGGAAUUAUGAGUGUAAUAUUUUGAGCACAGCUUCAUCCGCCCCCCAAGCAUCUCCUGAAGAUCUAACUGGUGUGGGGGUUGCUCCGAACAAUGAAGUCAAAAAUCCUGUUACCGAGAAAGAAGCAGGUGAAUUUCUCAAGUUUAUCAAACACAGUGAAUACAACGUGGUAGAACAAUUGAUCAAGAUGCCCGCUCGCAUCUCGCUGUUGUCCUUACUGUUGAAUUCGGAAGCACACAGGAACGCACUGCUCAAAGUCUUGAACCAAGCUUAUGUGGCAUAAGAUAUAUCAGUGGAAAAGUUAGACCACAUCGUGGGGAACAUUACAGUGGGGAACUUCAUUGCCUUUAAUGAUGAAGAAAUACCAUCGGGUAGUCGAGAAAGUAACAAAGUGCUGCACAUUACCGUCAAAUGCAAGGACCAUAUCGUACCUAGGGUCUUGGUCGAUAAUGGUUCAGCUUUAAAUUUCAUGCCUCGUUCUACUUUAACCAAGUUGCCAGUAGAUGUGUCAUAUAUGAGAACCAGCCGCAUGGUUGUAAGGGCUUUCGACCGGACCACAAGGGAGGUGGUAGGGGACAUUGAACUACCGAUAAAAAUUGGCCCUUGCAUUUUUGAGGUCCAAUUUCAAGUCAUGGACAUUGCCCCGUCAUACAAUUGCUUGUUAGGGCGUCCAUGGAUUCAUAUGGCUGGAGCCAUACCAUCUUCCCUUCAUCAAAAAGUUAAAUUCAUAGCUGAAGGCCAACUGAUAAGUGUAUGUGCGGAGGAAGACAUACUAGCUAUUCAACCAUCAUCUGCUCCUUAUGUAGAAGCAACGGAAGAAGUCCCAGAAUGCUCUUUCAGAUCUUUUGAAUUUGUUAAUGCUACUUAUGUGGGGGAAAGAAAAGUGAUACCGACCCCUCGUUUGUCAGUAGCCACUAAAAUGGGAGUUAAGCAGACUGUGGGUAAAGGAUGCCGUGCUGGUUUGGGGUUAAGAAAGAAUUUACAAGGAAUUAACCGUCCUCUAACUCCAAUGAAGAAUGAAGAAAGGUUUGGUUUGGGGUACAAGCCUACCAAAGAAGAGAGAAAGAAACUGACAGCUCAAAAGAAGAUUAAAAUGAUGGCUCAACUUGAGGGAAAAGGAGAAGAAUUCGGGGAACGGACAAUCCCACACUUAUAUGAGACUUUUCGCUCUGCAGGUUUCAUUCAUCCCGAAGCACCACCAAAGGUCAAUCAGGUUUUACGAAUAUUUGAUGAGCUAUCAACCCAUAUGAUCGGAGAUGAAGAACCUCACGAGAAGAUCCCUAUGGUGUAUCCAGUACGACCAGGAGAGGAGCUAAGCAAUUGGACAGCCACGAAAUUGCCCAUCAUCUUUAAGUCUUCCGAAAUGUCUUUAAAUAAUGAACACGAAGACAAUCUAGACAACGAUUUGAAUAUCGAUUUUGAGAUAAUUCCGAACAUUGAUGAAUUGAAAAAUGAAGAGGAGGUGGAUGACUAUAGCUUACCCCCUGAUUUGUCGAGAAUGUUGGAACAAGAAGAAAAGGAGAUUUUACCUCAUCAGGAACUCAUAGAAAUGAUUAACCUCGGAAAUGGGGAAGAGAAGAAAGAGGUUAAGAUUGGCACCUCGCUGUCAUCCGAUGAACGGCAGAAGCUAGAAGAAUUGCUCCGUGAAUAUGUGGACGUGUUUGCUUGGUCAUAUCAGGACAUGCCAGGUCUUAAUACUAACAUUGUUGUCCACAGGUUACCUAUGGGACCAGAUUGCAAGCCUAUUAAACAGAAGUUGAGAAGGAUGAAGCCAAAAAUGUUGCUGAAGAUUAAAGAGGAAGUAAAAAAGCAAUUCGAUGCUGGAUUUUUAGAGGUGGCAAAGUACCCUGAAUGGGUGGCUAAUGUAGUUUCAGUUCCUAAGAAGGACGAAAAAGUUCGAAUGUGCGUCGAUUAUAGAGAUUUGAACAGAGCGAGUCCGAAAGAUAACUUCCCUUUGCCACAUAUUGAUACUCUUGUGGACAACACAGCAAAACAUGCUUUGUUCUCAUUCAUGGAUGGCUUUUCUGGUUACAAUCAGAUUAAGAUGGCACCCGAAGAUAUGGAAAAAACAACGUUCGUAACCAUGUGGAGAACGUUUUGUUACAAAGUAAUGCCAUUUGGAUUAAAGAAUGCAGGCGCCACCUACUAGAGGGCAAUGGUAGCUUUGUUUCACGAUAUGAUGCAUAAAGAGAUAGAAGUAUAUGUGGAUGACAUGAUUGCAAAAUCUUAUACAGAAAGGGAUCAUACUGUUAAUCUCAAGAAACUGUUCGAGAGAUUGCGAAAGUUCCAACUCAAGUUGAAUCCUGCAAAGUGCACUUUCGGUGUAACUUCUGGGAAAUUGUUGGGGUUUAUAGUAAGAAAAGGAAUUGAAGUGGACCCGGAUAAAAUACGAGCUAUUCAAGAGCUACCACCUCCCAAAACGCAAAAAGAAGUGAGAGGAUUUUUAUGGAGGUUGAAUUACAUUGCUCAAUUUAUAUCCCAACUCACCUGCAAAUGUGAUCCAAUCUUCAAGCUGCUUCGGAAACGAGACCCAGGAGAGUGGAAUGAAGAAUGUCAAAUAGCCUUUGAUAAAAUCAAAGAAUAUCUUACAAAUCCACCGGUGUUGGUGCCACCGAAGGUCGGAAAACCUCUUAUUUUGUAUUUGACUGUGAACAAGAAUUCUAUGGGGUGUGUAUUGGGACAAAAUGAUGAAACUGGGAAGAAAGAACGAGCCGUAUAUUACUUGAGCAAGAAAUUUCUGGAGUAUGAGUCCAAAUAUUCUGCGCUCGAAAAGAUGUGUUGUGCGCUAGCAUGGACCGCCCAGAGGCUCCGACAGUAUAUGUUGUAUCACACAACGUGGUUGGUGGCAAAAUUAGAUCCCAUCAAGUAUAUUUUUGAAAAACCCUGCCUGUCUGGAAGAAUAGCUCGAUGGCAAGUGCUAUUGUCUGAGUAUGACAUUGUAUAUGUGUCUCAAAAAUCAAUCAAAGGGAGCGUCAUCGCCGAUUUCCUUGCAGAUCGAGCUAAUGAAGAUUAUGAAUCUGUAAGUUUCGAUUUUCCAGAUGAAGAUUUGAUGGCCGUCUUGCAUAUAGAAGAGGUUGGUCCCAAUGAACUUAAUCCAUGGAAGGUGUAUUUUGAUGGAGCAUCCAAUGCUUUGGGGCACGAAAUUGGGGCAGUGUUGAUUUCUCCAAAUGGAAAGUACUAUCCAGCCACAGCGAGAUUGAAUUUCAAUUGUAUUAACAAUAUGGCGGAGUAUGAGGCAUUGGUAAUGGGAUUGCAAGCAGCAAUUGAGAUGAAGGCUGACGCGAUAGAUGUUUACGGAGAUUUGGCUUUAGUGAUAUGUCAAAUGAGAGGCGAAUGGGAAACUAGAGAUUCUAAACUAGUUCCAUAUAAAAAGCUGGUUACAGAAUUAAGCAAACAGUUCAAAGAAAUCAGCUUCAACCAUUUGCCUCGAGAAGAGAAUCAGAUUGCUGAUGCUUUGGCCACCCUCGCAGCGAUGUUCAAAAUAAAAGAGGCGGCUGAUGUACGCCCUUUUGAUUUAGAAGUCCGUGAAGCCUCCGCACACUGCUUGAAUGUUGAAGAAGAGGUUGAUGGAUAUAAAUCUAUCAUCGUGAAUAGUUUGUCACUUAGAAGCAUACUUGAUGCAAACAAGUUGACAGGCUCAAAUUUCAUUGACUGGCUUCGCAAUAUUAAGAUUGUCUUGAAACAAGAGAAAAAGGCUAAUGUCUUAGAUGGUCCUAUUCCCCAAGAACCUAGUGAUGAUGCUACAAAUGAGGAAAAGGAGGCCUAUAGAGUUUAUAUGGAUGAUCUCGAUCAAGCCACAUUUGUGAUGUUGGCUAGUAUGGCUCCAGAUCUUCAAAAGUAG